AUGGAUCAAUCAGCGCCUUUUCAAGUAAAAUCUCGUCACAAAGGUCGAGGCAUCUUCUCCAUCAAAACCUUUGCCCCAGGCGAUGUUAUCCUCCCAUUUACACCCACGAUUCUCAUCCCCUCGCUUUCUCACAUAAAUACCAUUUGCAGCCAUUGCUUUAAACGGGCAGAAGUGCGUGCCUGUUCCAGAUGCCACGCUGUGUCCUACUGUGAUGCUGCUUGUCAAGCGGCAAAUUGGACGGCUGUUCACUCCAAAGAGUGCAAGGUUCUGCGCAAGGUUACGGAACAAGGGCGCCCGGGACUACCAACGCCCAUACGUGCAGUCAUCCAAGCGCUAGUUAAGCCAGAGAUUGGUAAUUCUAUAGGGGAUCUGGAAGGUAAUGUCGCGUCUUGGCGGAAGAGUGAGAAAUGGGUGGACAUGGAGAUGAUGGCUAUGGGCGCGAGUGCCUUUGCUGGGUUGGGAACAGGUCAAGAGGAGGUUCAAAGGGCACUGAAUCUUCUCUGCAGAAUCCAAACAAACGCCUUUCACAGAUACGACACCGACCUGGGUCAAGUGGGCAUCUUUCUUGGGCCAAAGCUCGCCAUGGCGAACCACUCCUGUAUCCCAAAUGCCAUGGUGCAGUUUAUCGGCAGGAAAGCUGUGCUGAGGGCGGAGAAACCGAUCAAGAUCGACGAUGAGAUCGAAAUCUCUUACACAGACUACACGUUCCCUCUGUCAAAGCGAAAACAGGCACUGGCACCAUACUUCUUUGACUGUAUGUGUCCGAGGUGCAAAAGAGACCUCAACGUGUACCAAGUAUGCGCCGACUCACCUAUCAUUGGCAUGAAUCACCAUAGUCUUGUCGCGGAUGUUGGUAAACUUGGUCGACAUCCUGGAGCAACAGACCUAAACAAAGUUUCUGCGGCCAAAAGACACAGCGAAGAACUUUCUGAGCUACUAGAAGAGAAAGAAUCAACUGGGUCAUUGGAAACUCGCCGCUCAUAUCUACGGAAACGCUACCAACGAUGUAGAGGAUUGGCCGCCGAAGACAUGUGGGCGAUAUCACCGCUCCCACAACUGCUGUCGGAGAUAUCGAUCCUGUACGCCGAGGAAGGCAACUUUGCAUAUGCUUUGGUAACGGCAUGUUUCAUCACAACUUCCUGUGACUCUUAUCGUCAUGUUAUACCAUACCACCCGGUCCGCACCAAGGGUCUUUUACUCGUUGCCAAACUCCUAGCCAAUACUGCAGCAGACACUGCCUACCUUGAAAGUUCCCAAGCGGUAGCAGUCAAAGGGGACUUCAACCAACGGGCUCUUCAGACACUUCAGGAUAUCGACCAAGUAUCGCUGUGCCAGAUGUUGCUCAUCAUGAUUCUCAAGUCGGUUCCCAAGGGCUACGUGCAAGAGUGGGAGGUCUCGGUCACUGCAAAGCAGAUGUUGGAUGAGAUAGACCAACUACCAGGCAGAGGGCAAGAGCUAUCUCUGAUCAAUACUUGGAGAGAGGAUCCAGAAGCUGAUCAAGCGCGUGCCUUUUUUGAAUACGCUGUGGUGAAGCAAGUUGAUGCCCUGGCUAACCUGGGAUUGGAGGUACUCGAGAUGGAUUUCAGACAGUGA
Molecule: messenger RNA, 1593 nt
Organism: Fusarium poae
Lineage: Eukaryota; Fungi; Ascomycota; Sordariomycetes; Hypocreales; Nectriaceae
Exons: 3
Coding region: 1-1593 (530 amino acids)
Cellular component (GO): nucleus
Molecular function (GO): protein binding
Source: RefSeq, a predicted model, not a curated record